Seminavis robusta is the source of this 924-nucleotide messenger RNA. Lineage: Eukaryota; Bacillariophyta; Bacillariophyceae; Naviculales; Naviculaceae. The record is from the annotation of a GenBank genome assembly.
AUGAUGAAGGCUGUAACAUUCUUGACGAUCCUUGGUUCAGCUUUGGCAGCACCAGCUGUAGUAUGGCAGAAGAACGGUAGUACAGAAGGCCCAGUACGAACAUCCAAAGCAUUGAAGGCUCACAGUCUGUUUUCCGACGUUCUCCAUGACUCGUCUGAGUCGUCGGUGAUCUUUGUCUGGGGAAGAGGCGCUGAUGGAUCCGAAUCUUUGUCGACCAUGGCAUCUGCCGGUGGUCUCCCCAAUGUCCAACAGAAAUACCUCAAUGCCAAUGCCAUUCAUCAUCAUGUCACUGGCCUAGAGAGCCCCGACACGGUGCAACGCGACGCCGCUCGUGCUGGCAGCUCCAAAGUCAUGUCCGUUUCCCUUGGCGAGCUCGAUGUUCGACUAUCCUCGUCACCCAAAACUGCCGAAAUGGAAGUCGGAAACAACGGCGCGUUGUCCAAGGCACAAAAGUAUUCACACAAGCGUCAGCAACAAAUGUUGGAUGCCAAUGUCUUGAUUGUCAAUAUUGGUGCUCGUGCCGAUCCUGCCACCGUGGAUGCGGCCGUUGAAAAGACUAUUGAUCACGACUCCAUUGCCAAUGUGGUCCUCACAGCAGUGCGAUCUCACGAGGAAGUCAAGCAUGAGCGUCUUAUGGAACACAACCGUCGGCUUUCCAUCAUGAAAGAAAAUGGACGCACCGUCUCUCGUCACGGUCGUCGUUUGGAAGACCAGGACCAAGACGGAGAAAACAACCAAAAUAACAAUGGAGGGGAUGACAUGACUGGAGUCUACUAUGUGAGUAUGACACCCAACAUUUUGGCAGGACUCCUUUUUACCCUGCUGUUUAUUGUCAUUGCAUUCACUGGAGUAUCCUGUAUGGGAAUGAUUGCUGGCCAAGACGUCUAUGUAAAGAAAAUGCCUCCGGUUGGACGUGAAGCAUGA